AUGCCAGGCCUCGAUCCAAUAGUUGUUGUCCAUCAGCUUGCAGUCAAGCCUGGAAUGCAUCCAAUCAACCAAACUCAACGUCACUUCUCCCUGGAGCUUCUAGGUCAGAUCGAAGCCGAAGUUGACAAGUUGAUCACCAUUGAAUUUAUUAGAGAGGUGAAAUACCCAAUCCGAAUCUCGAACAUUGUUCUAGUGAAGAAGAAGACCACUGGACAAAUUCAUAUUUGUGUUGACUUCUGA
Prunus armeniaca (apricot) is the source of this 240-nucleotide messenger RNA. The record is from the annotation of a GenBank genome assembly. Lineage: Eukaryota; Viridiplantae; Streptophyta; Magnoliopsida; Rosales; Rosaceae.